AAGAAAAUAUCAGUAGUUCUAGCUCUAUUCUUAAAUGAGGCUAAGGUUUAGAUCUGCUGCUGUUUAUUGAAUCCCCAUCAUAAAUUAUAUCAAUACAUCUACACUAUCAAUGGUUUUUGUUUAAUAAAAAUGCAGGAUUUUAAAUGCUAUUUAAAUCUUUUUAACUACUUCAUAGAUUUUAAGGCUAGAAGAGAGCAUUAUGAUGAUCUAAUCUGAUCUCCCGCAUAACACAGGCCAAGUGACUCCUGUCUCAGGUUCCUAUCUUCUGGUUGAACUAGAGUAUGUCUUUUAGAAAAAUAUCCAGUCUCUGGAUUUAAAGACUUCAAGUGAUGGAGAUCCGCUACAUCCCUUGGUAUCACUGCACUCUUUUAUAUCCAGUCCAAUUGUAAAGCUGUCAUUUCUGCUUGAGAAACGUAAGAGGCUUCAUGCAGUGCCUUGUGGGGAAGAACUGUAGUUAAACGACUGUAAGUCAGAGAGAGCUUCCACAAUCCAAACAGAUGACGAUCAAUUCAUAAAUCAACCCAGAGCUUUACCACACUUUAAAGCAGCGGAAAGAAUGUCGGCGCGGGCCGCGGGUGACGUCAGAGGGGAACAGCGCAGAGCGGCGGCGGCCAGGCAGCGGCGGCGGCGGCCCCGGCACGGAGGAGGAGGCGGCGGCGGCGGCGAGAGCGGCCCCGGCCCCUCCGCCACCACAGCGGCAAUGGCGACCGUCGGAGAGCGCAGGUCCCUGCCCAGCCCGGAGGCGAUGCUGGGGCAGCCCUGGAGCCACUGGGUCGAUGCUGCUAAACUUCACGGAAACGAUGGAACAGCAUUGGAAGAAAGUUUCAAGGAGUAUGGGAAAAAUCGAGAAGCAAUGCGACUCUGUAGAGAAGAUAUGCCAAUAUUUGGUCUUUGCCCGGCACAUGAUGAUUUCUAUUUGGUGAUGUGUAACCACUGUAAUCAGGUCGUAAAACCACAGGCAUUUCAAUCACAUUAUGAAAGAAGACACAGCUCCUCCAGCAAGCCGCCUUUGACCCCUCCCUCCUCUUCAGUAUUUUCCCUCUUUUCAUCUUUGUCUUCAAAGAGCAAAGGUAGCAGUGGAAAUGGGAGCAAUCGCUCAUCCAGUGGAGGUACUAGUGCAUCAUCAUCCAAUUCCAAGUUGUUGAAAUCACCCAAAGACAAGCUGCAGAUCGGUGGAAACAAUAGGUUACUGCAUCCGGUACAGCACAGCAAAGUUCCCCACGAUAAAAUCAUGACUCCAUCUGUCAAAGUGGAAAAGAUUCAUCCAAAGAUAGAUGGUGCACUAUUGAAAACUGCUGUUGGUCCAACUUGUUCUACUACUGUGAGUUCCUCAAUAAAGACUGGCCUUAAUUGUCCCUCAAUACCAAAGCCACCUUUGCCUUCCCCUGGACAGAUACUGAUUGGUAAAGGUCUUCUCUCUGUGCCUCCAUUUUUGGAAAAGAAACCAGAAGAUAGUACAAAUAAUAGGAAAUUCUUACAUAAAAGAUUGUCAGAGAGAGAGUUUGAUCCUGAUAUAUACUGUGGCGUCAUUGAUGUGGAAACCAAGAAACCCUGUACUAGGUCUUUGACAUGCAAGACACAUUCCUUAACCCAGCGGAGGGCUGUACAGGGUCGAAGAAAACGAUUUGAUUUGUUAUUAGCCGAGCACAAAAGCAAAACCAGGGAAAAGGAAUUGCUUCGACAUUCGGAUCAUCAUCAGCAGAUGCCCCCUCUCAGGGAACCACAUCCCUCACCUUCUAAAACUUCCCAGGAGCUGCACCAAAAUUCUCAUGGACUUGUUCCUACAGAAUCAAAGCCUUUAGUACCUAAUAAACCCAAACCUCACCCCCCCAGUCUUCCAAGGCCUCCAGGCUGUCCAACCCAGCACAGCGGAAAUGCCCCUAGUGAGUCUCUUUCGGUCCAUGAAUCUCCACACCCUCCGUUGCCUGCAGCUGAGCCAGCAUCCCGUUUAUCCAGUGAUGAGGGAGAGUGUGAUGAAAAAGAAGAACAUGUUGAAAAACUGGAUUGUCGUUAUUCAGGUCAUCAUCCUCAGCCAGCCGCUUUUUGCACAUUUGGUAGCCGGCAAAUUGGAAGAGGUUAUUACGUGUUUGAUAAGCGGUGGAACCAUAUCCGAUGUGCACUUAACUUCAUGGUGGACAAGCAUCUUAAUUCACAGAUGUGGAAGAAAAUUCCCCCAGCAUCUAGCAACACGGCGUCUGUUCGUGCUCCGCACUGGACAAACUCAACGCCUACGUCACAGUAUGGUGUCAGUGCCGCAGGUUUCCUUUUACCCACCACGGUUAUGUCAUCACCAACACUGGUUUCUCCUUCCUGUGUGUCUCUUAAUAGUAAAUCAGUCCCACCACAUGGAACUACACUAAAUGCCAAUCCUCAUCUGGGUGCAGUGGACCCUGUCUGCAGUAUGCAAUCAAGACAAGUGUCUUCGUCCCCUUCAACACCUACAGUGCUUUCCUCAGUACCUUCACCUAUGCCCAGCAAACUUCAGAAAUUGAAAUCCAGCAAGUCUUUUAAACCUAAGGAAUCUUCUGCUAGCAGCGCCAACUGUAACAGCACCAAUAGCAACAGUAGCAGCGGCGGCUCAGGAAAGAAGCGUAAAAACAGUUCCGCACUGCUAGCACCUUCGUCUCAUUCCACAGAGUCCUUUAGGAAAAACUGUGUGGCUAACUCUGGGACCUCUUAUCAUUCAUCGCUGACAUCUUCGUCGCACAGUGUUGGCCUCAAUUGUAUGACUAGCAAAGCUAACUCUGGUAGCCUCAAACAUGACCAAUCAGGGAGGGGCCCUCCUACUGGGAGCCCUGCAGAAUCGAUAAAAAGAAUGAGUGUGAUGAUGAACAGUAGCGAUUCCACUCUUUCCUUAGGGCCAUUUGUUCAUCAGGCCAGUGAACUGACUGUAAAUUCACACAGCAGUUUUUCACAUGCACACACUUCCCUGGACAAAUUCAUAGGAAAGAAAAGAAAGUGCUCACCUGGUUCAAGCAGCAUAAACAGCAGCAAAUCAAACAAGGUUGCCAAAUUGCCAUCGGUGAACAAUGUUCAUGCAAAACACACCAGUGCAAUCACAGGCACACAGGGACUGAUGAACAAUUCUCUUCUUCAUCAGCCAAAGGCACGUCCUUGAUAGCUGAAUAUGCCGUGGUGAGAAAAGAACUGGACAACGUUCACUAUAAGCAAAACCUCCAUCUGGAAUUCUGGACUCCAAGAUGCCUUUGAGUUUUCCCAGCUUCCCGUGGUCCUCAGGUGCGGAAAUCUACUGGACUGUCAUUCAAACAAGGAAUUUCCCUGAAGCCAUGUCUGUAGCAGUGAAUAUUGUAAAUGGACACUGGAUGAAGUUCAGCCACAUAAUUGCUCUUACCAGUGUUAACAGUGGUCUGGACUGCUUGCUACAAACCUGUGAGAUUUUACCUACAGGAGUUCAUCAUCUUGCCGCUAUUUGACAUAGAUUGGCUGGCAAAAGAAUGUUUGGGGACAGCCAUUACUGUGGACUCUUUUUAUGCUAAUGGUGUCUUUUGUAGGUUAUUAGCCACCCGACAGGCGCUGUCAAUUGAAAGAACCCCUCCAGCGGGGGUGCAGUGUGUUAGGCACAAUGAAAAGAAGCCCUCAAGAAGGGAAUAUGGCUUUAGUGUUUUUAUAGCAGUGUUCCUUUAAUGGAACACAAAAAUAGCACAAUUCAGAAACUAAAUAGUCUGUGUUUUGCCCAGCCUUUUGCAAGUAAUUUGGGAUAAGAAGCUGUCAGGAGUUUCAAAAACUUUUAAAAACUUGUUUGAGGCCAUUGUUCGAAAAACAGAUAUAAAAAUAAUGUACUCUACCUGAUGGAAAAGUGAUUAUUAUUCUGAAUAAGAUUCUAUUGCAAAAGAAAGUAAAAAUUGUUAAUUUCUUUUGAUGAAGGAAAUCCGAAUGCAAAAGUAUCAAUUAACAAAGGCAAAUAACCUAUAAAACUAUUCCCAAAGAACGUAUUUUUUGACCUAUACUGUAUACCAGAAGCCUUUGUUACUUUAAAGAAGAACUCUACUCGUUUGAAUUAGGUUGGUUGUACCUUCCGGCCUGUAAAAACAGCCCUUUUAAAACUAAAUAUUUUAAAUGUUUAAAGAUUUUCUGAAAGCUUUUCAGUUAGUUUAUGCCUUGUUCUUGUAAUCAAAUCAUUAACCCUUGUCAUGCUUUCAGCUACCCACAAUCAGAUAUUUCAGAAUGCUACACUAGAUGCUAGUUAGCAGCUGAGUUCAGCUUUAAAUCCACCUGGAUGGGUUACUAUCAUCUUUUUCUCAGAUACAGAUGUUUUGUGAGUAAAGGGACUGUGCUAGGUUACAGUCCAGAUGGUCAGUUUUCACGAGAGAUUUUAUCUUGUUUUAAAACAUCUCAAAAAUGAAAUCCUUUAAAGGGCUUUACCAUUAUUAUAAUGUAAUUGAUUUGGAUAUUUUCAGUAAGCUUUUUAACAGUGAAUUUUGAGACUUUACUUGAACCUUUGUUAAGGGGUGAAGUAAAGGAAACAACUUCUAAAUCAAGAAUAUACUCUUUUGCCUUAAAGGGGCACCAGAUAUUGCUGAGAUCAGACAAUCUGAGCCUAUCAAAUUAUUCACGCAGUCCAGCCUUCUUCUCCCCAGUUUGGUGGCAAAUCAUACAUCAGGGAUUCUCAAGCCACUAAGAGCAGCAGGUGGUUGGUUGGUUACCUGUUCACGUUUCCAAGUUAACAUGACCUUGCUGCAGAAUUAUUAUGUACCGCAAAACAACAGCAAGCCUCUAUGCAGACACUUUAGCUUUGAGUUUAUAUAAAAGGUCACCAUGAAAAAACACUUCAGAUGUUUAUUAUGCAAACAUAAACUAACUGUAUUUCAGGAACAAAAAGUUGAAGAUGUAAUAUGAUGCCCAAUUGAAAGGAUUGUUUCCUGCACAGUGGGUGUGAAAUUCUGGCCCCAUGGCAGUCAGUGGUGCCAAGGUUUCACCCCCACGUUUCAGUCACAAGUGCAAUUUGGUUGGAUAGACUUACAUUUCAGGUGAACAGAAAUGUAUAUUCAUCAACCUUUGUGGCUUUAAGUGAUGGAACAUCUUUAGUUGUGUAAAGAUUAUGUUGAUCUGAAAGCUUAAUGGCAAGUCAAAGCUCAUUCAAAACCAUUCAGACAUUUGAAAGUUAGUAUUUAAUCACUGUGCUUCAUGUAGGGCCGGGUUUUAACUACAUAUGCAUUAGGGCUCGUAGUUUUAAUCUAUUGGGACUAGGAAGUGAGGCCAUCUUAAAUUUCGCCUGCCCUUGAGUACAAACCUGCUUAAAUAUUACAGGUUAGAUCUUGGUUCUAAACCCGAACACAGUUCCUGAAGCUUUUAUUGUCUCUCAUAAUUCUUACUGUAAAUAAUUAAGGAAGCUUAAAAUUAAUUUACCUUGCAAAAUUGAAUUUGCAGUGGCUGGGUUGUUUCUAGACAGAUUUUCGUAGUAAUUUAAGAGAUACAAUUUUAUAGGCUUUCCAACGUCUUGUUAUGACUCCUGCAGUUUUCUUAACCUAAAAUAUUGCUGCAAUGAUGAACAAAGAAUUAUACAAAAAACAUACUUUUGUAUCUUUAUUUUGGAAUUUCUUGUUCUAUUAUAAAUAUUGAAGUAUCCCUAUUUCAGAAGACAUAUUUUGUUAAUUGAUUGUACAUAUUUAAAUAUGUAUUUUUGCACAGGUCUUUUUUUCUUAUAUCCAGUUUUGGUACAAUUGAGAUCAUCUAGUAUUUAUUUAUUAAUUAAUUAAAAAUAGCAAAUACCUUUUUUAUCAUUUGAAGUGGUUCACUGCCAAGCUAAUAGUAACAUGCCUACUUUGCAAAUUAAGGGAUGCCUUUGUUCAGUGAAAGUUGUGUCCCUUUUAGUGUCUUGGGAGUGGAUACCCACAAACUAACGCCAAGAUCCUGCAAUUGGAUCCAUGCAGAGGUCUGCCGCAAGAAUCUGAUUGCAGGAUCAGGGUCUAAAUGGUCUAGAUGACAUUGCUUAUCAGUUGUCUGAUUCCCAGAAGACUACAUUUAGUUAAGUGACACUCUGCUUCUCUUUUUUUUAGUGUGUGUGUGUGUGUGUGUGUGUGUGUGUGUGUGUGUGUGUGCGCGCACGCGCAUUUGUAUGGGUCUCGUGGUUUAAAACUAAUGGAAAAACUGAAAGUGCCUGAUAUAACUAGUUUUACGCUUGGACUGUUUAGACAGCUUCUCCUUAAAAGACUUGAAUGUUCAGUUGAAAUUUUGGAGCUUGCUUUUUCCACCUAUAUAUUUCUAAAAUUUUAAUUAGAAGGGGUUCAAAAAACAAAAAUGACUGAUGCUGGUGAUUUUUGUAAAGCAUUUUAAAUAGAAUAACGUGUUUUGAAACAAGCCCGUUAAUCGUGCAUCUCAAAAUAAUGCCAAGGGUUAAAUAUUUUUUUCAAACAGAAAUUUACAGAACUGUCUCCUUUUUUUGGUUAUUCAUUCUUAAACGAUAUAGUUUAGAAAAAGAGAAUGUUGAAAAUAUUUUGUAUUCCAGGAAAAAAAAACAAAAAAACCAACAAAAAAAACCAGAUAAGUACCUCUUAAAACAAUUUAAAAAAAUGUGUGAUUUCCAAAUGUCAUUUCUACGGCAGUUGUCUUCCUCUAAGAGUUCUCUUGCCAAGGAAUCUCUGUUGUCUCUCGCUCAUUCUGUCCUGGGGGAGGGAAUCGGGCUUGAAAAAUUCUUAACUUUUCACUGUUGAGCAGAAAAUCAUUUUUACAUUUUGUGCGAAAUAUUUUACGUUUGAAAGAUAAUUUAAAAAUGAGCACUACAUAAUGUCAAUGUGAAUGUAGGCCUCAAAAGUAUCCUGCUCAGUGUUGAGCCUGGUUCUAAAAAGCAAUCUCCUGUGUAAAAUGUGUGAAUAGUUUAAUAAUUUGUAUACAUAAUCAAGAGCAUCUGAUCAGCUGAACUUUGUGGUGGCUGCUGUAUAGUACAUGAACAAAUGUCAUGGGAUAGAAAAAUUACUUUGGAUAUUUAAAAGAAAAAUAAAUAUAUAGUCUAUUUGUUUUG
Molecule: messenger RNA, 6979 nt
Organism: Mauremys reevesii (Reeves's turtle)
Lineage: Eukaryota; Metazoa; Chordata; Testudines; Geoemydidae
Gene: ATXN7
Product: ataxin 7
Exons: 14
Coding region: 557-3118 (853 amino acids)
Source: RefSeq, a predicted model, not a curated record